Molecule: messenger RNA, 676 nt
Organism: Leptonychotes weddellii (Weddell seal)
Lineage: Eukaryota; Metazoa; Chordata; Mammalia; Carnivora; Phocidae
Source: RefSeq, a predicted model, not a curated record
CUCCCAGAAGGCCUGGGCUUCCCUGGAGCAGCUCCUGUCCCCUGCAGCCUCUCCCCAGAGCCACAGCAGAGGGCAGGCGCCCCCCGGGGCCCUGCCCCACAGCACCAUGAUGGGGAAACUCCCCUUGGGGGUUGUCUCCCCUUAUGUGAAGAUGAGUUCAGGGGGCUGCACGGAUCCCCUGAAAUUCUAUGCCACUAGCUACUGCACCGCCUACGGUCGGGAGGAGUUCAGGCCCCGCAUGGGCAGCCACGAAGGCACAAGCUACAGAUCCAAUUACCGGCCCGUGGUCUCUUACCACGCCAACCUCGAUGCCCUGGACAACCCAGCCAUGGGGGAACAAGUCCGCCACAAUUUCCAGUCAGUGACCAAUCAGAGCUACCGCCCCCUGGAGGUGCCUGAUGGCAAGUACCCACUGCCUUGGAACGUGCAUCAGACCAGCUCUGGCUACUCGCGGGAGAAGCCCAGUGUGGCGACCCCCACUAAGGAGGUCAGGAAAGUCCAUUUUGACCCCCAGGACUAUGGGCCGCAGGCCAUCACAGGGCUGGAGCCCGAGGACGUGCCCCUGCUCCACCAGCUGCAGGGCAAGGGCUCGAUGGAGUGGGAGAACGCCCGGCAUGACCCGCGCUUCAUGACCUAUGAGUACAAUUCCAAGUAUUUCAAGGAGCCUUCAAACCAG